UCUGUCACCGCAAACAUGUCCAGUAUACGCGAUAAGUCCGCCAGAUCAUGUAACUCCAAUUAUCAGCAAGAUAUUCGAUAUGUUUUCAAGUUAAAUAACUGGAUUAUGGGAUCGCUCGGUAUUUGGCCAAACGCGAUACGAGGCAUUGGAAGACACAUGUCCAAGAUUGCAAUCGCAAUCUUUAAUUUUGCAUUGAGCUUUGCGAUAGUGCCUUGCGCUCUGCAUAUCAUUUAUGAUCAAAAGGAUCUCGACGUAAGGCUACGCCUAAGCGGUCUUCUAGCCUUCUGUCUCACCGUAAUGACAAAAUACUGCAUCUUCGUGAUACAUCGUCCUAAGAUACAUCGUUGCAUCGAAUACGUGAAGAACGAUUGGUGGCAGGUGACAUUCAAGUCCGAUCGCGAACUGAUGCUGAAGUACGCUACCACCGGUCGCAAUCUGACGAUAAUCGGCGUGUGUUUCAUGUACACUGCUGGCAUCAUUUAUCACUUGAUUCUACCGUUCUGUGUUGAGCACAAAAUCGACAAUCAAACCAUCAGACCGCUCGUGUAUCCGACCUAUAGUAAAUUUACUCAAUCACAAAUUAGUCCUAUAUACGAAAUUGUAUAUGUUGCUCAUUGUAUGUGCGGAUAUACAAUAUAUUCGUUAACAGCUGGUGCGUGCGGAUUGGCUGCUUUGUUUGUCACUCAUGCGUGUGGCCAAAUCCAAGUGAUUAUGUCGCGAUUGGAAAAUCUCUUAAACGACAAAAAUCCAAACAUUCAUCAACAAAUCGCUAUCAUCGUGAAGGAUCACGUCCGCAUAGUAAGGUUUUCAGCCGUGAUAGAGGAAGUUUUACAAGAAGUAUGUUUAGUAGAAUUUACUAGUUCUGUAUGCAUAAUAUGUCUACUUGAAUACUACUGUAUAGUGGACUGGAAAGACGAUAAUAAGAUUAGCUUAGCAACUUAUUUCUUGCUCUUCAUUUCAUUCUGUUUCAAUGUAUACAUAUUGUGCUAUAUUGGCGAGCUUCUCAUGGAAAAGAGCAUUGAAAUUGGAUCAAAGUGUUAUAUGAUCAAUUGGUAUCAAUUAUCACCAAGAUCUGUUCGCAGUCUCAUAUUGAUAAUCGCUAUGUCCAGCCAUCCUAUAAAACUUACAGCUGGUAGAAUGGCAAAUCUGUCAUUAAUGACUUUUGGAAAUCGCAAGCGCACGUCUCGCAACCUUGCGAUCAAUGCCGCGCGUCCGUUUGGUCUACUUUUCUUGCAGUCUUUGGCAGAAUCUGUCACCGUAAACAUGUCCAGUAUACGCGAUAAGUCCGCCAGAUCAUGUAACUCCAAUUAUCAGCAAGACAUUCGAUAUGUUUUCAAGUUAAAUAACUGGAUUAUGGGGUCGCUCGGUAUUUGGCCAAUCGCGAUACGAGGCAUUGGAAAACACAUGUCCAGGAUAUCAAUCGCGAUUUUUAAUUUCGCGUUGAGCUUCGCGAUAGUGCCUUGCACUCUGCAUAUCAUUUAUGACCAGAAGAAUAUCAACGUAAGGCUGCGCCUAAGUGGUCUUGUAGCAUUCUGUCUCACAGCAAUGACAAAAUACUGCAUCUUCGUGAUACAUCGUUCUAAGAUACAUCGUUGCAUCGAAUAUAUGAAGAAUGAUUGGUGGCAGGUGACAUUCAAGUCCGAUCGCGAACUGAUGCUGAAGUACGCUACUACCGGUCGCAAUCUGACGAUAAUCGGCAUGUGUUUCAUGUACACUGCUGGCAUCAUUUAUCAUUUGAUUCUACCGUUCUGUGUUGAGCACAAAGUCGACAAUCAAACCAUCAGACCGCUCGUGUAUCCGACCUAUAGUAAAUUUACUCAAUCACAAAUUAGUCCAAUAUACGAAAUCGUGUAUGUGGCUCAUUGUAUGUGCGGAUAUACUAUAUACUCAGUGACAGUUGGUGCCUGCGGAUUGACCGCGUUGUUCGUUACUCAUGCGUGUGGCCAAAUCCAAAUACUUAUAUCACGACUAGAAGAUCUAUUAGUUGGUGAAAGAUUCAAACAAAGCCCGAACGUUCAUUAUCAAAUUGCUGCCAUCAUUGACCAUGUCAUGCACUCGAUAUUAUAUUAUACACUCUCCUAUCACGCGAUCUGUCAGACUGUGUCGACAAAGUGGAAGGAUGUCUGUAACAGGAGCGCAAGCGCAUGUCCGGCGACCUUGCAAUCAAUGCCGCGCGUUCACCUCGUGCAGUCUUCAGCGGAACCUGUCAUUGCGAACAUGGAAAGCUCACAGGACGAGUAUGUAACAUCACCGAACGCUAAUUAUCAACGAGACGUACGGUACAUCUUUAAGCCCGGUAACUGGAUCCUCAGCUCAAUCGGCAUCUGGCCUGUUGCGAUUCGCGGAAUCGGGCGAUAUGCGCCCAAAAUAGCGAUCGUGGUGUGUAAUUCUGCGUUAGCCUUCGCGAUAGUGCCCUGCAUUCUGCAUAUGAUCUACGAUCAGAAGGAUCUCAAUAUAAGACUGAAACUUUUCGGGCUACUAGGCUUCUGUACUACUGCAAUGAUGAAGUAUUGUGUUCUCACGAUACGUCGACCCAAGAUAUUGCGCUGCAUCGAGCAUGUGAAGAGUGACUGGUGGCAGGCAAAAUUCAGCUCCGACCGCAAAUUGAUGCUGAAGUAUGCCACCACUGGUCGAAGACUAUCCAUGAUCAGCGCGACUUCCAUGUACGUUGCGGGCUUCAUUUAUCACACAAUUCUGCCGUUUUGCACCGAACACAAGGUCGACAACCAAACCAUUAGACCACUCGUAUAUCCAACUUACAGUAAGUUUUUUAAGACGCAGGCGAGUCCGAUAUAUGAAAUGGUGUAUCUAGCCCAUUGUGUGUGCGGAUAUACCAUGUACUCAGUGACGGCUGGAUCGUGCGGAUUGGCAGCGAUAUUUGCCACUCAUGCGUGUGGUCAGAUCGAGGUGAUCAUAUCUCGACUCGAGGAUCUUUCAGGUGGCAAAAACUUCGAGCAAUUGUCGGACGUUAAUCAACGAAUCGCUGUCAUUAUAAAAAGUCAUGUUCGAAUAUUAAGAUUUUCCGCCGCCGUGGAAGGAAUUCUACAGGAAGUAUGUUUACUAGAAUUCGCCAGUUCUAUAUUUACAAUGUGUUUACCCGAAUAUUAUUGUAUAGUGAGCAGUCAAAUUGGAACGAGGUGCUUCAUGAUACGUUGGUACCAACUGCCGGCAAAGUCGGUUCGCAGUCUAGUCUUAGUAAUCGCUAUGUCCAGUCAUCCUAUAAAGAUCAGUGCUGGCAGAAUGAUAGAUUUAUCACUAGCGACAUUUGGAAAUGUACUCAAAACAAGUCUAGCGUAUCUAAGUUUUCUUCGAACGUUAGUAGUAUGA
Messenger RNA from Trachymyrmex septentrionalis, 3327 nucleotides. RefSeq lists its product as uncharacterized. The transcript is spliced from 13 exons. Lineage: Eukaryota; Metazoa; Arthropoda; Insecta; Hymenoptera; Formicidae. Gene Ontology annotation, cellular component: plasma membrane. Gene Ontology annotation, molecular function: olfactory receptor activity; odorant binding. The record is from RefSeq and is a predicted model, not a curated record. Bases 16 to 3327 code for a protein of 1103 amino acids. Gene Ontology annotation, biological process: detection of chemical stimulus involved in sensory perception of smell; sensory perception of smell.